AUGGCUGCGAAGAAGGCGAGUCUUUUCUCUGUUAUUCUGUUUAGGAAGCACGAAAGCGGAGUCCGCGUGUUUUUGGAGGAGUACUCUCUGGGGUCGUUCAAUUUCUUCAAGAGAACGCCCAUCCAGGAGAUGAUUGCCUUUAUUUCGAACCGGAUCGUGCAAAACACGGAGACAGAGAAGACGCAGGAGUUUGUGCACAAGGAGGGGGAGGGCGACAGCUACAAGUUCUUUGUGAAGGAGAAAAGGGGGUACGUAUAUGUGAUUUCGUGCCUCAUCGAGUACCCGAAUGCCACGCUCUGCCUGCUCAUAGACGACAUCGAGAAGCACAUGCAGGAGACGGGUGCGGGGGCUGCGGAGGAGCAGGAGAUACUCCCGGGGGGAAAGCCUGCAGAGAAAAAGAAGGAAAACACGUCCGGGCUGAAGUCUUUUGUGAAGCAGCAAAUGAAGGAGUACCAGAACUACGAGGAAAAAGACGUGAUGAUGCAGAUCCAGAGCGAGCUGGACGACGUGCACGACCUUCUGUCGAAGACGGUGGAAAGUGCGAUAGGGCGCGGGCAGAAGCUGCACGAUCUGAUAAAUUCGGCGGAGCAGCUCUCGUUUCAGACAAAGAGCCUCUACAGGCUGAGCAAGAAGCAGAACCAGAAGUGCUGCGGGUUAAUGUGA
Nematocida major is the source of this 663-nucleotide messenger RNA. Its product is annotated as synaptobrevin-like protein YKT6. The transcript has a single exon. Gene Ontology annotation, biological process: endoplasmic reticulum to Golgi vesicle-mediated transport. Gene Ontology annotation, molecular function: SNAP receptor activity. The record is from RefSeq and is a predicted model, not a curated record. Lineage: Eukaryota; Fungi; Microsporidia. Gene Ontology annotation, cellular component: Golgi apparatus. The coding region runs from base 1 to 663 and encodes 220 amino acids.